AUGAAGGCCUUCUUUUGCUUGUGCAUCUCACUCCUUCUAACUAUAGGUAGGUCCUUCUAACUAUAUAGGUAUUUUGAAACAGGAUUCUUCUUUUUAAAUUUAAAAUGAGAAAUGGUGGUGAGACGAGAGUUUCUGGGUUUCUUAAGUGCGAGUGACCGUGUUCUAGUCACUCAAGUUCUUAAAGCGUUUCCAUUUCAAAAAGAAAACGCUAAUGUAUAGGCUGUAGAAAGGCUUAAUAUAUGGUCCUUUUCGUAAAAAGACUUUGUUCAACCUCUCCAUUUUCAGUUUAUGUACACAACGCUGCGUUUAAUUUGACCAUGCAGGUCGGAAUGAGUUCACUGUUUCAAAUUAGUAGACCAAGGUCUGUUCUCUCAACAGAAUUGGUUUUCCACGGACUGUUUGAGUUUGCUUUGUUAAGCUUGGCCGUCAUCAUUUCGUACGCUGCACUCCGUUUACUGACCUACCGGGUCUUCCAGACUAAGAGUGUAGAGGUUGGGCGUAGACAAAUUAAAAUGCAAAGGUCUCGUGGUAUUGCUUCAUUUAACACGUUCAUUCUUUUUAAGAUUUCUAAUUUAUCAUCUUGCUUACGAUUUGUGUUUCCAAAGUAUUUCUGCUAAUAAUGCCUCUUUGCCGUUUUAGCAUCUGCUUCAAAUGGCGGAGGAAACAUUACAUUGGAUGUGGAAGCCAGUAAGUAAUUUAAAAUCUCGUAUACAGGUUUGCUAUUUAUAUACGUAAACUGCAUAAAAAUCGCUUACAACGUACUAGCUAAGCUUGCGUUUGGGCUGAAGUAUGUUCUUUUCUCAUAACCAAGAGCUCGAUUUUGGAUUUUUCAAACUUAUAAGCAUAAAUUUAUGCUUUCCAUUGUGUUCCACCUCGUGCGUGUGCAAACUAGUUUGCAAACUGAUUGAAAUGCAUGCAAAGUUACCCAAGAACCAACAAUCAUACAAUCCCUUUGUCUUGGGCCAAGCUUAGAUGGGAUGAAGAGUCUUUGGAGCUCGCAGACAAAGUUUGCUAUCUCAAAAUUUUGACAUAAAGCUGGUCAGAUUUCUUGCAUUGCUUACAUUUGUUUUUUUUCUUCUUCUAACAACUGUUAAAAGCAGACUAAAUUGUCCUUCUACGCUAAUACGCUUAUUUAUUUAUUUAUUUUGCAGUCUUGUAGUAGAUUCACUUUUGUCAAAAGCGCAGAAACACAGUUAUUGAAGUUUUGCAAGUUCGGGAGUUUAAUAAGCAAUUAAAAGUUUGCAUGUUUUACUCUCCUGGGGUCCAAUUGGAAAGGCUGAAAGGAUACUAAGUUAACUAAACUUUAUGAAAAAAAUCGCAAACAAGCUAAUGCAUUCCAAGCACAUUAUGCCAAAUAAUUUAGAAUUAGAACCAGGGCGGAUUCCCACGCACCACGAUGUCUGGAUCACACUAGAAAACACAAUUUGAAAUGAAGAACGCGCUUGAAUAGUAAUUUCCAAGCAUAAGUGCUCUUGAACAAUGCACGUUGACAGUUUCGGCGUAUGAUUAUUUAUAGUUUUCAAAAAUGCUCAAAUCCCAUUCAAAUCAAAUAAAGCAUGUGUUGUUAUGGCAGUCGCUUUUUUAAAAGGCUGAUGUCUGCGAUUCGAAAAAACCAAAUGGUGUCUGAUUUUUGAAAACCAGCUAAAACCGUAUAAGCUAACUUAAGCCAGAACCGACGGGCACUGUCUUUCAUGAACUGGCCAUUAUCUUUUGGACACAAUAAAACUCUUUUGUUCCGCCGAAAACAGGAAAAUUAUUUUUCUCGAAAGUUAUCGGUAUUGCGACAUUUUGUCAUGAAGGCCGACUGGGCUGGUGUUCGCAACGUGUUGUGGACAUUGAGAAUAACGCAAGACAUAGUCUUUCACUAAAACAAUUCUUCUUUCGUCUCAAAACAGAACCGUGUUUCCGCAAGAACUAAAGCAAAAAGCUAGUAACGAUUGCAGUGGAACUGAAAUAUGGCCAUUAAACAUCGGAUACGUCCUUUUGGCUUGUAAUUGAUAUCGCGCUUGCUUUUCCAACCCUGAUUGCUAUGAAUUAGCUCUAGUAGUCUAUUUAAAUUUUUCAUCUCAUUCAGAGAGUAUUUUUGUGCACGUAGCGGCUCCCUGGUUUGAGUGGAAAAAUGAAGGAAAAGUUGAAUGCCAUUAUCGUUAUCUUUUUUAAAAGCCCAUCGGGCUCCUUUAAGGCUUGAUGAGACAAAUUUUUGUCUCUUUGGAAAAAUGCAGUGCCUUUUUAGUGGUUUUGCCUUCAUUCGUUUGAGUUUGAGAAUGGAAACUAGCGCUAAAAGUUUUUCAUCAUCGAAAUCUGAUUUUUUAAAGAAUAAUUUUUCUCAACUAAGUGAAUGAUUAAAAAAAAUUUUGUUGCUCAAAAAAGUGCAAUACUGAACAUGUGCUUAUUUUCAGUACAAAUCUCUUACCUUUGUUUUCCCAUCCAAAGAUGAUAAACAAAAUUAAUGGAAAAUAACGAAACCAUAUCGGUUUUAUCUGACCACACUUAAAAACCAUUGUUAACUGUAUUUUGUUUUUCUAAAAGAUGAUAUUCCAGAUGGACAAAACAAUUCCACGAACGGAAGAUAGAUAAGGUUUUAAACCAGGACACAAUAUCUAAAAAUUAAGGCCGAAAUUAAUUGAAAACGGUUAAUAGCAAAGACCACAAAUAUUCAGUCCUAGGCCAGUAUUUUAGGCGGUUCUUUGAGCUCCCUCUAUAAUGUCUUUCGCCUUAAUUGAGACUAGAACAAUCUUUCUCUCCAUCCAUUAUAAAAAUCACCUAAAUUUCACAAGUAACUUUCGACCAAAAAAAAAAAUUGCGAGAGAAAGUUAUUGAAAAAUAUUUUGGCAUUUACAAUUCGUUGAAAAAGAUUGGUAGUUAUUGAAACAAAUACAAGACUGUUUCCAAAGCCUUGCCUGAUUGAAAGCCAGACAGUGGUUUUUCUAUAAACAAAAUCAUAACGCGAAUCAUUGGUUUUUAAUUAAUGAUUCCACCCUUAUUUAAUCAACAGUAUGUUCUAGUUGUUAUCAACCGAUCACAUUUUUAAAACGAGUUCAAAGUCCCUGCCGCCCAGGCAAACUGUCAUGCAUGGCUUCAGUUUGAAAAUAUAUAUAUAUAUAUAUAUAUUGUACUGUUAAGUUAUGGAAAUUGAUAACAGAGCUCAAGUUACUGGGAAAACAUCCACAGAGGAAACUUCGGUACCAGGGUCCUCUGCUUCUCGGGCCCCUCUCUUGCCACGGGGGCCGAGUAGGAGAGGACCCUGGGAACAAGGUUGCCACGCAGAGGCUGCAGCAAAUUAAUCAUCUGGUUUCCCGCCUACACCUCACUUGAUUUCCUAGCAACUUUUUGACCAAUUACAAAUCAAGUGAUUAAUCUAUGAAUAUGGCAUUAGUGAGAAGCUUCCAAUCAAGUUUGCAAGACGAUGUCGUAGUCUAUUGACGUAUAAAAAAUUAGAAAAGAAAGAAAGAAGAACAACAAAAUAGGAAAAAAGGAAAAAUUAAUUUUUUGAGGAUCGAAGUGACUAAAGAAGACUAAUUCUAAGAAAAGAAAAAACUUGAUCAGUACAGUGAUAGUAUGGUGGACAACAUUCGGCUUGCUGGAAACACUGUCAGUGGCAUGUACGACACCAAGCAUUCGAUUUGAUGUUGUGUAGCAGUAAACUUUCCGAAAACUUUAUUUUGAAAUAGUAUCUGCCAUGUUCCUCAUGCUAAAACCCCAGUGGCUGGAGGAAAAAAUCUCUUUUAGCCUGCAUGAGAAUUAACAUCGAGAAAGAGUUCGUGAGUGAAGCUUUUGAAAAAUUAUUAUUUUCUGCUACAGUACUUAGAAUAAAAGAAAUAUUGAAUUGUCUCUUUUCGCAUUAAACUUGAAUAUUUUCUUGUCCAUAGUAGAUGGCAACGUAUAUAGACUUGGGCCAAAUUAUUUUCACUGAACAUUGCACUCUUCUUUUAUAGAAAUUGCAGUUGUUUGCGAUCCUGAUUACAUCGAAGUAACGUUGAUGACGGCAGAUUAUCCAGGCAUCAUCGUAAACGACUCGUUGCUCCAUCUCGCGGACGCCUCUUGCGUUGCUGGAUACAAAGACGACGACAUGAUCAAAUUCACUUUCGGACUUGAAGCCUGCGGCACUGAACAAACGUCGGAUGAAAAGAGAAUCUUGUACAACAACAAAAUUUACUUGACUGCUGACGAAGAAUCAGAUGACGAUGCUAUAACUCGCAAGCAUAUGCAAAUCAUUCCUUUCCAGUGCGGCUAUGAUAAGACGUAUACGAUUUCCAAGGUGUCGUAUAGUCCCAGGACCACCAUGAUAAUCACCGAUGCAGGUAAUGUGAGGAGUUUAAGCUUUCUGCAUCCAAGGGUUUAUGAAUACAUAUCACUGAUGUCAGUAGCCUGCACAAAAUUUCAGAGAAGACGUAUAAGAACAAGAGAGAAUAAUAUAUGAGGAGAUAGUGAGCCUCAACGGUAAGAGAGAAUCAUAUUCAUGGGGCAGGUAGUGACUCGUAGGGCAUUGGCUGGGAUAUGUGAAUUUCACUAAGGUUCCUUUUUAGAAGUUGUAAUAAAAGUGAAGUCUAAUUAUUACUGGGACGUCUGCUCAUUUGAAUUGAAACGUCACCAGGUCGUUACGCGACUGCCUUAAAGCAAAGAAUAUUGUAAUGGUGACCUACCAAGAGAGCAUAUAUCCCAUAGUUUUCUCUUGACAACACUAGCUAAGUUUGCAGCUCUCCUCGAAAACCGAUUUCAAAUUAAUUUCUAGCGUUUAUUUGGUCUAAAAAUAUCUUUGGUGAGUUUCACACAUCCUAAGGGCUCAGAAUAGGAAAUUUCCUUCUCUCUCCCAAUAUUCAGCUCUCUUGCCCUCAUUUAUCCCUUGUGUUAAACGAUCUUAAGGAAAAAAGUAAUAACAAAUACCUGAAGAAAAUACUACAAGUUCGGCCACUCUCUUAAACACUUACCCUAAAGCAAGUCAAAUAACAGCGGAAGGAACAAACGUGACGUGGAACAGUCGGUUCUUACAGCAAGAACCAUCUUUUAUAAACAUAAUAACAAUACAAUUGGAAAGUGUUGUUUACACUUGUCGACACUUGAGAGUUCACGCACAGACUUACCAUAUGUGCAUUAUAGGAUUAAUGUUUUGAGUAGGUUUGAUUUUAGGUGUUGAUUUUCUUGAGUAGGCUUGAUUUGAAAGGGUAGUAAUAGCCUGUUACUAACAUAAUCUGUUUUCGUUUCUAGAGGGUUAUGGCAACUUCACAUACGAAAUGUUCAUGUACGAAAGCGAAGAUAUGGAGGACAAAGUCGAGGAAUUUCCAAAAGCGGUUGGUCUGGGCCAACCAAUGUAUUUCGGUUUCCAAGUGACCUCUGCCGAUAGCCAACUGAACGUUUUCCCUGAUGUGUGCAAAGCAACUGCAUCGUCCGAGUUUGAUUCCACCCCAGAUCACCUUAUCAUCGAAAACGCGUAAGUCCGACUUUUUGGGUCCUUUAAACGAAAGGAGAGUUGUAGAAAAUUGACACAGCUCCAUGAUGGUUUAAGAGACAACGCCAUCGAUCUUAAAUUUCGCUUGAAUAGUCGCUAUUAACAGUAUUAAGACGGACUUCAUGAUCAACGGAGCCAACAGCUAAAACUACAUCAGUUACACAGAAUAAUAAAUAGGUCUAGAAAGAAGUAUCACUCAGUAGCUUUUAUUUGUCAUGGGUAACUACUUGAGACUCUCAUCCACAGAAUCAAAACCUAGAUGCAAUUAAGCAUGGUUAUUUGGCCGAGUACCACAGCAAAGUACUUCUCGGCAGUUUCACUCGAAUCGGGUCACACUUGCGAAUUUGCCGCGCGGGCGUUACAAUAACCAUAACGUAUUUCUUUAUAACUGACUCCGGUUCGUUUCAGUGCAGUUAUUCUGAUAGAAUACCAUUUCCCUUUUCAACUUGAAAACAUAAUAAAACGCUAUUAUAUCAUGUUUUUUCCUCUUAUCCAGUUGUUCCAGGGACAACACUUUGAAGUACACUUACACAAAGGGAGCCUUCCAUAACUUCAGCGUCUCUGCUUUCCGAUUCAAGGAAAACUACGACGACGUCUAUAUCCAUUGCAAGCUGACGGUCUGUCGCGAAUCUGAUACAGGAUCGCGCUGUGACCGAGGCUGUGAGGCAAGCAGAAGGCGAAGGCGAUCAAUCCAGGAAGAUUUCAGCGCUAAAGUACGCAUUGGACCACUGAGCUACAAGAGCAUGGCGGACAAGAAGGAUGGUAUGUGUAAUUGCCUGUUUGUCCAUCUCUAGCAGCAAUACCUCCUCAGCAAUUGAAAGUACUGCUGCCCAGUAGCUUUAUUUUCAAUGGAUGGUUGCAUUUCAGGAUUAGGUCUGAAAUACCGUUAAAUAUAUUUUGUCGUAAGACGUCAAAUGAACUUCGGUUUCAUUUGUAUGGUCCCAUUAAUAGAGAUCUUUAGAUUCUAAGACAAUUAAGAACAACUACGAGAACGAGAUCUUCCCAAUACGCAGAAACCAACGUCAUUUUGGCGGGAAAAUGUGGUAGCCGUCGUCAGUCUACUACGAGUUUUAGCAAGAAUGUCGUGGUGAGGAAAACAAGUUAUCAAUGCAAAUGUAUGUUAGAAAUUUUGCCAUUUAGCGAUCGGGAGAGGCUUUACCUCCUUCAAUGAAAAUAAGCGGCUAUAAAGGUGAAAAAAAAGUACAUUGAAGCUUUCCGGAGUGUCUAUUUUUGAGAAUAGGCGAGAAAACUUAAAAUUUUAAUAAAAAUAUCGUUCUCGAAGUCGCACUCGUCCUCGAAUCUAAAGUUCUCUUUUACCGACAUGUGUCAACCAUCCUAAAACUCCAUUCAGCCACGUCCCCAGGGCUUUUCCUUUAUAGAAUGGAAGGGGUGGGAGGGACCGGAAAAGGUAUCACGCCCCGCCAGUUUUCUUAGGUAAGAGCCCUGGAGACGAGGUUGGUCUCCCAGGUGUGUUCUCAAGUUUAACUCCUCCCUAACGUACCAUCCAAGAUGCGAAGACUGGAUUAUCUUACAUGGGAAGAGUACCUCAAAAUUGCAUUGGGGUUUCCUUCACUGAGCUUAAGUUGAGAAAAGGGCUUUUUGAAUGGAGGCUCUUUUGGUUAGACAGCGUUAGGUAAAAGUAAAAAAAUAAUAAUUUUUCUCUUUUCUUUCCUUUUCUGUAGUUGCACAGGAGGAGAGUAGUGGUGCUGCAGCUAGUAACAGCAUGGUGAUGAUCGUCGCAGUGUUGGUUGGAAUUUUAGGCACCGUUGCUCUCGGGCUUGUGAUCGCUGUAGUCGUCCUGGGCCGUCGUCGUCGCUAUGCUGCCGUAAACAAAGGCGCCCAUCUGAUCGUCGCCGAAGAAAUGUGAACGAGUCAAUGUUUUUUAUCAGGAUUUUAGUGACACUGCUCUGUUUCAUUAAUCAACUAGCCAACACAGUCAAGGAGUAACUUUCAAAUUCGAUUGAAGUGUACUUUUUUCGCCAUAAGAGCUCGAUCGUUCCUUUCCAUUACUGACUAGGAAGCUGAUCAUUUUACUUUUUUAUGUUUUUUUAAAGAAUUUUGCUCAAUUUAUAAAGAACGAUUUUUACAGGCCGCUAAAACCAAAAAACAGAAGUGGGAAGGGUUGGUAUUGCAUAUCAUUGAGAAAAUGGCCUGCUGAUCAUUGAUGUCCUUGAGGUGUUAACAUCUUACUGGCUUCUAAGAAAUCAUAUCACGGUACCCUUAAAAGGAUAAAGGGGUGCACAUUGUCAUCAUCAUCAUCAUCAUCAUCAUCAUUUUGAGUUUUCUCGUGCACCGCACCUUUUAAGGUUGAACAAAGUUUAUUCCUGUCACCUUAUGUUUGAGCUCCACCUGUCUCGAGAUAACAAGGCAAAGUUUUAUAGCCAUGAAGGUUGCUAUAAGGUUGUGGAUUUGUGUGAAACGAAAAAAAAAGCUGUGGAGCUUUCCAGUUUCAUACCGGUUUCCAGUCGUUCUUUAUUCACUUGAGCAAAAUGAUCUGUUUUUUAAGAACUUUGAACAGUGUGUAAUUCUUUUUACGAUAAUGGGUAAAAAUAAAGGAUGCUCACUGAGCUUUUAAAUGCCCGACAUACUUUCUGAAGGCUGAAAGGUUUAGGGGGUUUCAGUUAAAAAAGUGUGAGAUAUUUUAAAUUCAACUAUUUCAUUUUGAGAUAUUUCAAACUCUUUGCCCUGCUACCUCUAGGAAACAUCGCUAAAGGAUAGAAACCCAUAACCCGAAGUGAGCAACUCCAAUAAGAGUCCCAUAUUACGGAAUUAGGUUUAUCCUAACCGGCUGAGUCACAAGUCUAUUUGAGAGCGCGUGAUAGGAAAAGUUAUAAUUCAAGAGUCAAUCUAUUGGGAGAACACCUAUUGGCUGACUGAAACACAUCUCCGGUGCAGUUGUCCAUCUCCAAUCGGGUGCACACUCACAUCCGGUCCUUCAUUACUUGAAAACUGCACCAUAAAUAGUCUGACAAAAGUAUCCCAACCUGUAUUGUCUGUACGCACUCUCACGGUUUUCCUCCUCACGAUGACUCCCCGGUCUGCGGCAGGAAGUAGGAACCAUUAGCGCGCUACAGCCCAUCGAUACUGACCUUGAUACCUAUUAACAUACCGUUUUAAAACCUUCCGGCGCCUGGUCAUGUUAAACUUGCCGAUCUUACAUAAGGUCGUAGGACAGGUUUGAUUUUUUAUAUCAGUUUAAUUUCUUGUUUAACGUAUAACUGAUAACCAGGAGUGAACAUCUCCCAUACAAGGCCUCUGGGUUGGAGUUUUCACGAACCAGUUAAUUUUUAGAUAUAUGUUAGAGCUCUUUUUCGCGCGAAAAUGGAAGCUGUACUCCGUUUAUGAGCGCAUUUAAAGUAUAAAGUAUGGAAAAGGAAAACUAAAUGUAUUCGAAAGUGCAAAAAUACGUUUCUAAGGUUUUUGACUGGUUUGUGGGACAAAAUAAUGACGAUACUCUUUAUUCUUACCAUAAUCUUUCUAGAAAUAAUCGAGUUGGUUAAACUCGCCUUGACACGAGAACAUGGAAGUUGCUCUGUCCGUGUUAUGAGCUUCUGGUUUGACCUAUCAAUAGCUACGGUAUAUGUUUAAUUGAGGUCGCGGAUAAUCUGUUAAUGGUAAUUUGCUAUAUUCUUUUAUAGGAAAGUAGACUCAUUCACUUGUUUUAUGCCAUUAUCAUUUGCACCAACUGAGAAAACUCAGUUUUCGUUUUGUUUUGCUUUUGUUUCGAUUUUAAUUUGUCGUUGAUAUUGUACAGUUGUUGUUUUCUGCGGUACUAUUUAUUAUGCUUCAUAAUGUGCUGUCAAUGGAAUUGUGGUUAGCUGGGCUGUGAAUAAAAUCCAGGUAAACGGCGUAGACUUUGGACAAAAAGCCGGUCAGAAAAUGGAAAUACAUAAAUGGCAAACAGCAUUGUCGUUUACGGUUUAGCCACGUGGAGUCUAGACUUGUUUAUAAACACGAAUGUUACAGUUUAUAUUCCACGUGACUCUCCUCCAAUCACCUCCAAGUAGGAGCCAACAUCAUUUCUAAAUACAAAUUAGUCUUGCAUUUUACUAACAACAUAAACAAAAACCUCACUCACAAAAACGCGUGUAUAUAAAACGAGUUAACUGCACAUUCUCAUGGUCGUUUUCUCUACUAUGCACGCUAGUAUUUAAAGAAAAAAAAUUCACCGGAAAUGUCUGAAUAACGUUAUUGCGCUGUUAUACUAGUUACUAGUCCUUAAUGUCCGCGACUCCCGCUAACCAGCGAAGAGAAAGAGAGAGAGAGAGAGAGAGAGAUGGCAGUAGGGCGCUUAAGCAAAAAGGACGUUUUUAAUCAACGGACGGCAGCCGGAAGUGAUGUUUUUGCAUUCCUAGACGGUUGCUCAGUCUAACCAUAGUUAUUAGAGGAGACUGGUUAUGAAAAGCGGCAAACAUCAAUGACAAAAACAACAGUGCUGCAGUUUAUGUUGGAAGCACCCUGAAAGUGCACAAUCCUUUGUUUUCUGUUGGCAAAUUGUUUCGGAAUAAAUUAAUGCAACGUUUUUAUUGGUCAAUACAAUCAAAAUGAUAGGAAUUCUCUUGAAAGUUGUGCACUUUCAGGUCCACAAAAACAUAUAACAAAGGAGUCUGACGGGUUUCAUAACCAUUCCACUCACUUAACUAUGGUCUAACGUUUUGAGUAAAGAGACUCAGCAAAACAAAUUUGAUAGUUUGGUUUCACACCAUAUUAAAAAAUAAAAUGCCCCUGCCCUCCGGGUGACGUACGUCCAUCAAAAACAUCUUUUCUUUAAAGGAGGUGUGUCACGAAAUUUAUCAAAAUUCAUACAGUAAGAGUUGCCACCAAACUGGGUAAAGCAUAGAAACAACGGCUCAAAACAUUUAAAGAAGGUAUAAACAACGCAGCGAUGGGUCGGGUGGACAAACCUGAUGUAGAUUUAAAGGGACUGCAAUUGCCCUUUUUGAAAACUUGUUAGGCUAACAGUUUUUCAAAUUUCAUUUUUGCUGUUUGUAACAUCUGAUAUAAUCCUUUAGGCUGGAGAUACUUUUUGUUACCAAUUUGUGGUUUUGUCUUUUACAAGUAAAUGUUUUGGUUAUUUCAAGUUCCCGAGCAAAUAAAGACGCGUAAAUAUUAAGCCAAUGAACUGGACAGGCAUGACGCUGCCACUCCCCUUAGGGAAGUCUUUACUAUCAUUAAGUUGAGGUAGCGAACAUUUUUAAACCAUUCCGUUGUUGUCUGAAACAAUUUGAAAGAUAAAAUCUAAAUGUGGCAUGCCAAAAAAUAUAUAUACAUAAACUUCGUUUUGAGUUAGGCCGCCCUAUUAAAAUUCACCGUCCCUUUCUACAAGAUCACGUGGAUCAUCCAUGGAGUAAUUCAAAUCAAGAGAGAACGAACUCUCGAGAAUGAGCUCUAGUUCUUCGUAAAAUAAGUCGCAUUAAUGAGUUGUAGGAUCUUACCUUGGUGGAACGACAAGAUUUAUUCCACAUAGCAACAAAUAAAACUGAUGAUGUCUGGCAGUUUGCGAUGUAAGCUAGAUUCUUCUGAUGAUAUCGAAAGCGCGGUAACCUCAAUAGAAAGUUAAGUGUGUUAUAAGUUCUUCAGAAAACUUUUGUUUCACUGUGUCAGUAAAAUGCAAAGCAAUUUGAGCCUGCUUGUUCUACGCUAAACUGAAGUCCUGAGGUAGUUUUUCUUUUUCUUUCUCCAUAGAAUAAAGUCGUAGAUUGGAUCAUGUCUUGUCAUGUCUUACGUAUACAUUUUCACUGUGAACACAGAUGGACAGCAAAGAAACAGUGCGUAAAAAUAUACAAUAUGUUGACAUUCUUAUAAAUCAAAACUUUGUGAAAAAACCUUUCCUUGUUAGGUGCUAAUGUGUGGUAAAAGGAUCUUUUAGCACAAAACAAUAGUAAGAGGCGAAACCAAAUAGGCUCUUUUCACUGCGACACAUAAUUCAUUGAUUAAAAACCAAGCUAGAACACAGCUUUACGCUAUACAAAGCAGAAUUAAGCAGUUUAUUUGUAUGCUUCACGCAAUGACUUUUCAAGUGGAGAGAAUAUAUGCACUGUUAUUCAAAUAGCCAGUGGUCACACUGUUUGAGUUGAUGCCAUCCUGCGGUCUGUUUACAAUUGGGUUAAAUUUACAGGUGUGCCUCGUGUUUAAUGACAACUAGAAUUUUCGUCAUUUACCUCCAUUUAGCCCUGAGAUCAAACAAAACCGCGGCGAACUGCUUCUGACAAGAACGGCGCACUGGCUUCGUUGCGGACGCCACCGCUCUUAUCAGUACAGUUGUGGAAUUUCAUCAGACCAUGCCAUGCGGUAUUUUGCAUCUGGAUAUGACAAGCAGAAAUGGAUUUGCUGCAGUUUUUGAAGUUACUUCCCUUGACUGUUAUUUUCGCAUCUUUCCCCGCAACGAUAGAGGCAAAUAUUAAUGGUAUGUUAUGCAAUAUUAUGAUCAAACAAGUUAUAAAACUAGACCCAAAAAAGUUUGGCACUAGUCAGUUUGACUAGCGUUGCAAGCAGGCAACGAUUGAUCGAGAAAACCAAAAAUCAGAAAAGGCAAUCUCCUAGCUUUUACAAUACUUUUUUUUGUCGCUUAUUUUAUUGGUUUUACGUGGAUUUUACUCUUCAUAACACUUUCAAGACUUUAUUUUAUCCUCUCAUGUGCAACAUUUCGCCCACAAAAAUAAUUAAUUUCGAUCUAUAUUGACCAUGACUGUCGACUAGCUUCAUUCUGUUCAUUAUUUGGCAUUGCACGCGGUUGAUCCUGCAUGAAUAAAACUGACUAUGAAUAAUCUCAUAUCAGAUACCAUUUGCAAAUUUGAAUCGAAUGAGUGCCCAAGUAUCAAAUAUUGUAUUUCUAAUUCUAAAAGAAACAGAUUUCUUCAUUGUCUUAACUUCUUCAUUCACUGCCUCUACUUAAAAUCUCAAAUUAAAUAAUGGCUGCCUCUUAAUGAUCGCCGGUGUACUGCACAAAGCUCAGUUAGUCAACAGAUGAGAAAGGUACAGACUGUUCAUAAUCGCCUUAUUUGCAAAAGAAUGGCCCCCUAGUUUAGAGGAUCUCAGUUUGGAAACAACUUGCAAUUUGUUUAUAGUUCGCGUGAUUGAAAUUCUUUAUUUAACUAUACAUACAAUUAAUUUGCAUUUCUGUACACGACCAGGGAUUGUUUAUUAAAUACAUUUCAGUUUCAAUUAGUGCUUCAUCUGCUCAGUUUCCGCGGUAUAUAUGUACACAGACUUGGCAUCAUCGUUUUGAUAGAUCUAAAGCUCCUAAAUUAUAGGCGAUUGGCGCCCUAAGGAAGUUUUGUUGGCACAACACGUACAGGGAAACAUGGUUAUCAAGCGGGGGACGGAUACAUUUCUUUUUAUAAUUACUCUAUUAACUUUUUAAACUAUUGCAAACUAUGGACGCUUUUAAAUGGGAAAUCCUGAUUUUAGUAUCCAGUAAAUCCAAAGACAGAAUUCGUCAAACAGAAUAGCUUCCUGCAAUUCGAAAUUCGAUUGGGAAACCAGAAGCUCCCUAGUGUUUACACAACUGAGUCAACAGCUACUGCUAUGGGAUUUGGCUCUAUAUUUGAGUUUGUAUCGUGUAUUUAAGCAAAUGGUUAUAGACUCAUGAUUGUGGACAGUUGUACAAAAAAAUGGUGUCGGUACCGUUAACAUCAAUCCAAAAUGGCGAAUCCAAAAAUAGCGGGAAUAAACAUAAUGACCUCACUUGACACGAAAAGAUGCCACAAUUAAUAGGCUUAUGCAUUACCAUCUUGAUAUGACAAAUAACUAAGAUAAGUUGUGUAUCAAAGUUCUAUGUUGCAUUUAUGCUUGGUCUGAAAAAUAGCGAGGUUUUUUAUUUACUAGUAAGAUCAAGGCAGAUUGCAUGCAAGGAGGCGAUCAAACUCGCGCUUAAUGACUUACAACUAGUAAUAACCAAAAGUUAGGGAUUGCUGGCGAGAUCUAUUGAAAGUCAAAAACGCCCUUGCUCCAACGCUAUUUUUUGCCUAACGUUUCAUGUGAUAAAAGGUUUAAACGCGCGUGAUCAGAUUGCGCUCUAUGCAUUCCAAUCAUUCCUAGUGGAAGUCCAAACAAACGCUGACUACACACGUACACAUGCUGCGCAUGCCUAAAAAAAACCUGGAGAUCAGGGCUUACGGGCUCUUCUCGUCGCCCGCAAAAAUAAUGGUUUAGAGGAUUCCUAAGCUUGAUUUCGUUUUUGUAUUUUAGCUUGCUCUCCAUCAAAUACCAACAUUGAAAUUGACGCCCAGCUUCCUGGAGAAAUUUCAACGCCUGCUUUCCCAAAUGACUAUUCUGGGGGUUCGUGCAUUUGGAAGAUUCAGGCGCCAGUCAAUUUUCGUCUGGCAAUCACCAUCGAAGUCCUACAGUUCGAGAACUGGGACGACUACCUUGUGAUACGAGAUGGUGAUGGCUCCUCAAGUCCCUUGAUUGGCAAGUAUGGCCCUUGUGCAAGCGGUUCUGUUACUUUGUUCUCGAGUGGGAGAUCAGCUUUUUUACAAACGGUGUCUGCUGUUUUCAGUUCAAGUGAUAAACUUAGCAUCUCGUAUAGGGCCAUUGAUCCAGGUAAGACUGAGCUACAAUACUUGUUUUGAAAGAAAAACGCAAAUUUGCAUGGUUGAUUUAUGGUUUGUUCACGCAUUUUACAAUCAUUGCAUAUUUUGAACUGAAGUUGCCUCGUACCCUAUCGUCACCACUAUUAUCGUCAUCAUCAUCAUCAUCAUCAUCAUCAUCAUCAUCAUCAUCAUCAUCAUCAUUACAACAUGAUCAUUUUUGGCAAUAUUGUCUUCAACAUCGUUACGGUCGUUGUCAUCAGUCUGCUUUUGUGUGUGAUUAUCUGAUGAGAAAGAAAAGAAUAUGCCUUGGGGAGAAAAGACAUCGUAAAAUGCUAACAAACAUUUUAUAGUAUGUUCAGAAACGAAAGCUGCCUGCUGCCUCAGUUCGCUAUUUUUAUUUUUCCUUUUUCAAUGAAGUUUUGGAUGUAGACUUAAAUGUUCAUAUGAAUUUAUUCCAAGGAGAUUCGGACCAAAGAUUCGUUACAAGGAUCUGGUUAGACUACGAAAAACAAAACGAGUGUGAAUAAAAGGAAGAAAGAUGAAAAUACUUAGCGACAACAUACUUACAGGAUUUGAAGGCUCGAAGGAAACGUGAAAAGACUUUAGGCCGUGUGAACGAACAGAACUCGACUAGAACUUUACCUCAAGAUUUUCGAGCGAGCACAUGCCCCAGACCAUAAUAUUACAACGACAUAUAAAUGACGUAGUUCUUCUACCAGUCCCGCGCGGGCAAAAGACGGGAAAAACUUAACAGAUACAAGAAGAACGUUUUGAAACCUACAUUCCGGCCCCUAAAAUCGUAGGCAAUAGCAAAGGAUUUUAAAGGAAACUUGACCGAAACAAAACGUUAAAUCUAACAGUUCUCCAAACAUAUACAAAGUUCGGAUCAUAGUUCAGUUCAGCACUGCUUCAUUCCCUCUGACAUCUCCACUGACUCCAGGAGAACGAUCUUAUCGACAGGGCGAUCAUAUUGCGAGGUUCUGGUCUUCACCGUUACACUCCUCACAUGUUCAUCAGUGCUGUUCUUGCGCACACUGGUAAUUCGACCAAGAGGCCAAGAUGAUCUCGGUACUCUAUCGUCGACCACAAGUACUAUGUCAUCAACGGCGAAGUUCCUUGACGGAUAAGUCCAUUUCUGCCUCUCUUGCAACUGUGGCAAGUACUCUCUAAUCCAUCUCCGCCAAAACACGUCGGCUAAAUAUUGAACUUGGCGCCAUCUUCUUCGGGAAUAGCCAUCCUCUUUCCUGAACACACCUGGGGGAAGUCUUGGGCCCGACCGUAGCAACAGCAAAUGACUCGGCGUGAGAGCUUCAGAAUCUGACGGGUCAUCAGAUGACUUCGUUAUGGGACGCCCAUUAACAAUUGACUCCACUUCACACAUGAGGGUAGUCAACCCUUCAUCAUCCAGCGGCUGUUCCUUCAUAAGUGCAACGAGAAUCUUUCUGACAGUUCUAAUACAACGUUCCCACACGCCACCGAAAUGGGACCCCGAUGGUGGGUUAAACAGCCACUUGACAUUUCUUUGCAAGAGGAACUCAUGGAUCUGACUCUUGUUCCAACCAGAGAUAGCUUCUCGGAGUUCCUUGCACCCGCCAACAAAAUUUGAACCGUUGUCCGACCUCAUUACUUCAGGAACACCUCGCCUUGCGAUAAAGCGGCGCAUGGAGUUCAAGAACGAAUCAGUGUCCAUACUCUGGGCGACUUCCAAGUGUAUGGCUCUGGUCGCCAAACACGUGUACAAGACUCCAUAACGCUUAACUUGACUUCUAGCCCUCUUGACCCAAAACGGACCGAAACAAUCAACGCCCACAAAACUGAACGGGGGUUUGUUAGGUGUGACUCUGUCAGCAGGAAGAUCGGCCAUCUUCUGAGUUUUAAACGGAGCCUGUCUUCGCCUACAGCUAAAACAACGGUUUACAACUCUUCUCACCGCGACUCUUCCUUUGAUAAUCCAGUAACUCUUUCUGAUCAAAGAGAGCACAUAUUCUUGACCAGAAUGUCCAGAAAGCAAGUGAUAAUGCCUGACGAUCAAAUCUACAACAUGAUGUUUCUUAGGCAGUAUUACAGGGUGUCUUUGCUCCUGUUCAAUUGGUGCAUGCCUCAAUCUUCCUCCCACACACAGCAGGCCAUCGCGCAGCUCAGGAUCCAACUUGGCGAUUGAACUUGAUUUCUUGACGGAACCUGUUCUUCUGGCUCGGACUGAUUUCUUGAGCUCAACUUUUGAUUCUUUACCUUGCAGACACACCAACUCUUCUCUAAAGCAUUGCCUUUGUACAUACUUCAAGACUUCUAUCUCAGCAGAGUGCAUUUCUUCUACACUGAUGGGACUGGGUAUUUCGGAGACGAGUACUUUAGCUGUGCCUUCCUUCCGCCUGCGACACUCGCGCAGAAGAUUAGAACGGUAACGCAAGAUCCAUGCCAUCAAUUUCUUAAGCUUAUACCACGAGGAACAGGACUGCACUGCUCGGUUUAAGAAGUCAGCUUCAACUGUAGACGCUAUUGAGAAAGUUUUCCUUUCCCGUUUCACCUCAGGAUCAUCUUCCUUUAUUUCCACAGAAAUUUCAGGUCGCUUAGGCCAGCGGUCCUCUGCUUCCCACAAAAAGGGAGGGCCAUUAAUCCAGCGGCUUUGGUGGAUGAUGUCUUCAGCUGAAAGCCCUCUGGACGCAUCGUCAGCUGGGUUGGAAUCUGUGUCAACAUAGUUCCACUGAUCUGGUCGCGAUCCUUCAUGGAUUGUUGUAAUUCUGUUCGCGACGAACGUCUGAAAUCUCUUCUCUUUGUUCGUAAUAUAGCUCAACACGCACGUGCUGUCCGUCCAAAAGAACUCUUCUUCUAGUGCUACAUCCAACUCAUGUUGCAUCAUCUUGUUCAAUCUGGUAGCAACCACAGCAGCUGAAAGCUCCAGACGAGGAAUAGUAACUGACUUCUGGGGUGUUUGUCUCGACUUCCCCAUCAAAAAGGCACAAUGGACAUUUCCAGCUUCAUUGACGACUCGAAGAUAAGUAACAGCACCAUAACCUUCACCUGAUGCGUCUGAGAAAUUGUGAAGUUGGCUAGACACUAUGCGGCCAAAGUUCUUGGGCCUUAAACAACGUUCAACGGCGAACUGUUCGAGUUUUGGAAGUUCCUGCAACCAAUCUUGCCAACGCUUUAAAUCUUCAAGGGGAAUUCUAUCAUCCCAAUCCAAUCCCUUCCGGCACAGAUCACGCAGAAUUGCUUUCGCAGGCAGAAUUAAUGGUGCAACAAACCCUAGAGGGUCAUAAAUUGAGCUUAUGACGGAAAGAAUACCCCUCCUCGUUGGGGGUCGGUCCUUCACUGCAAUCUUAAAACGGAAGGUAUCUGACUGGACAUCCCACAGAAUGCCGAGGGCACGCUCAACAGGCAAGUUCUCGAGAUCGAGCUCCUUGACGGAACUGGCUCUCUCGGAUACUGGGACUGACUGGAUGACAUCGUAGGCAUUUGAAACCCAUUUCGUUAAGCGGAAACCUCCUUUGGCUAGCAACUGACGUAGCUGAUCGACCAGUCGACUUGCUUGUUGGUUAUCUUCCACAGACUUCAAGCAGUCAUCAACAUAGAAAUUUCUUCUCACCGUCUGAAUGGUGUCUUUAUCAAAAUGUUCCGCAUUGUCUUCAGCCGUUUUCUGCAGUGCAUAAUUCGCACAACUGGGAGAUGAAACUCCCCCGAAAAGGUGAACUAGCAUUUGAAAUUCUUCUGGUUCUUUGUCCAUUUCACCACUCGGCCACCACAGGAAACGGAGGUACCUGCUAUCCUCUAUUGGUACGCGCACUUGAUAAAACAUCUUCUCAAUGUCAGCCAUGAUGGCUAUGGGCUGUUCUCUAAAUCUUGUUAGGACUCCAAUGAGCGAGUUGGUUAAAUCAGGUCCUUGCAAAAUCUGUUGAUUGAGCGAGACAUUCUGGAAUUUUGCGGCACAGUCAAAGACCACCCGGACCUUAUCGGGCUUUUGUGGGUGAAUGACGGGGUGAUGAGGUAGAUACCAUGAGGGUGAAUCCUCUCGCUGACCUUCAGGAACUUUCUGUGCAUGUCCUUUGUCAAACAAGUCAUCCAUAAAUAAAGAAUACUUCCGGUGUAGUUGGGGAUCCUUCAGCAGCCUCUUCUUCAGCAACCCAAGACGAUGUUCAGCGACGAUCUUGUUGUUGGGCAGAUCUGGAGGGAAGACCUUCCAAGGAAGCGCAACUUCGUAAUGACCACCGCGGAGCUCAGCAGAAUCCUCCAUUAUGGCAAGGGCUCUCUUGUCAUCUUGAGACAAUCCUUUCUCAAUGCUGAACUGCGAAUCAUUAAAUUCCAUUUCACAGAAACGUACAAACUGCUGGUCCAAGACAACAUGAGACUGGAUACGGUUUGAAGUACGGGCUGCCUUACUUGCCCUACCGAGUGGGCCAUUGAUGGUCCAUCCUAGCAGUGUUCGCACGGCAUAAGGACCACCAUCUUCACUUCUCUGCACUUCAUGAGGUUCAAGAAGUUUGGGUACAUCAUUACCUAUGAGCAAUUCGAUGUCGGCAUCAAUGCAAGGUAGGUCGAUAUCUUUCAGGUAGAACCACCUUUCCACAUCACUUUGAACCGGCAUAUCAUCAACGGUGACUGGAAGCUUGACUCGUGAGAAAACAUUUGACAGUUCAACGACAUUACGUCCUUGCAGAUCAGAAACUUCCAAAUUGACCACUAGACUUUCACUCUUAACAUCAUCACUAUCCAUGGUAGUUAAAGACAGCAUCGCUUUUCUACCUGUUGCACCUAGACGUUCUAUCAACUUGUCAGUGCAAAAUGUAGUGUUCGACCCUGGAUCCAGAAACGCGUAGGUUUGAACCAUCUUCUCCCUUCCCUCGGCUCUGACAUUAACUGGAACUAUGGCAAGUCCUGUAGCUGAUGCUCCGGCCCCAGUCGCACUACACACUCCUUCACAUGCUACCAUUUCAGUGAAACAGCUUCGGGCUUGGCCAUUCUGAUUCUCAUUCUCCGUGUUGCUCGACUGGGUCUCAGAUACUGAUGGAGUUGGUGCUUUGACUGGUUUGUCAUUCCUUGGGUGUAAGAACGUAGAAUGUUUCCGAUGACCUAUCUUACAUCCGACAAUCUGGCAGAAGCUUUUCUUGGGGCACGACAUCGCCAUGUGUCCCGCAACAAGACAAUUAUCACACAGUCCUCUACUACGCACAAAACUAAUUCGCUCAUCAACCGACUUUCCUCUGAAAAGCUGGCAGCGUGACAGCCAAUGACUCUCCUUACACAAUGGGCACUUGACGUUCGACUUGUCAGGCGCACGUUCAGUGUUGUCCUUAGGUGGGUCAGUAGUACCUUCCGGGGUGGUUCCUUGUGUCGUGAAAGCAGAACCUUUGUGCUCCUUUGAUGGUGUUCUGUACCUUCUUUUGGAACCAAUGCCUACAGCGUUGUUCUUGUCAUCAUUCGAGUGGAUGUCCCCAAACACUGGAUGGUUGGCUAUUCUAGCCUUUGCUUCAACAAAUUCUGCAACAUCUCCGAUAGUGACCUCUCUUUUCAGCUCUUCAUUGAUGUAAUCAGCCUUUUCUCUCCAUCUCUGUCUUAGCCAAAGUGGCAACCUUCCAAUGAUCCUUUGGAGAGUGUCAGGGUUUUCAAUUUUGUUUAGGUAUCCAAUUUCCUUGAGAGAGUUCUUACAACUUGUAAGUACAACCGAGUACCUUUGCAAAGCAGGACCAUCAUCUGACUUAAUCUGAGGAGUUUUCGUUACUCGAUCAAUGAGGGCAGUUGCUAUUUUGUAGCUUUGACCAUAUCUAUCCUUAAGGAGUGCUCUUGCAGUCUUGUAGCCUUCUUUGGGAUCCAUCGAUAAACAGCUUUGCAUUAACUCCUUCACUUCUCCUGAUGUAUAUUGAACGAGAUAGUACAAACGUGAGUUCGGGCUGCUUGUCUUUGACUCUAUUAAAUUUUCAAAGGCUCGCACGAAGUCAGAGUACUCAACAGGAUCACCCGAAAACACAGAGAUUUCAGGCUGUGGCAAUGUCAUGGCUAAUGUUUGAAGCUGGUGCUGUUUCAGCAAUUCCUGAAGCUGUUGAUUUUGUUGUUGUUGCAUCUUCUGGACUUCAAUCACGUGACUGACAUUCUUGUCACUUAGAUCUAGGUGUUGUUCCAAUAAUCCACCUUCAGCACUUUCACCAUUAAUCGCAGAGGGUGAGCAUCCGUAACCUUUCCAUACAGGGGCGUCUGGGUUUAGUGGACUGCAUUUAACCUCUUGAUUUUCCUCUGUCUGAUGAACUGGAGCUUCCACAGUUUCCUUCUCUUCGACUUGACCUGGAGUGGAAGUUGCAAAUUGACCUGCUAGUGUCAGUGUGUGACUUUCUUGGCCUUCAGGCAUAUCCACGGUGCUCUCUUUCUUGGUUGCAUGUAAAGUCGGUAACUGACUUGACAGUGUUGACAGACGUCGCUCCUCACAAUAACUGUACACCCUUUCUUCAGCGUCGGCCUUUGCUAACUUAGUUUCCAACUCAAAAUUCUCUUUCUUCUGCUUCAACAAGAGUUCUUCUAACUGAAUGUCCUGCCGUGUCUUCAAUGCAGCUACUUCCACUGACAAGGCAGCUUUCUUAGCAGAGGCUCUCAACCCUGCACUUGAAGCGGUGCUUGACUGUGAGAGACUGGAACUAGCGCUAGAUUUAGACUUGCGCCUCCUAGAACUUGCAGCAGACUUCGAUUUCGUAGAACUAAUAUUACUGAUAGAGUCUUCCGGAUGAAGACUGAUGGCAAGAUCUAAUUCUUCUUGGAGCUUAAACUGAGCAGAUUGCAACCAGACAUCAAAUGACUGAAACACCGCAGUUCCCAUACGUUUCACUGAUUCAAAAUACUCGAUCGAGUCCCGAAUUGCACUUUCAUCAGUCAACUCAGCGUGAUACUUAUCAUGUGCUUCGUUAAAAUGUCUCAUAGCUACUUCUAAAUCAAGAAACUUCGCUCUAACCUGAUCAACAUUGUCAGAGCUCUUCAUUAGCUCAAGUAAUUCGCGCUGUCUUCUGGUGACGGCCGCCUUUGAACCGGACCUACUACGCUUUAAGCGAAGAAUUCUCUCGUGAACGGCUCCAUCGACGUCGACAGUUUUGGUUUUCAACCCACGUAAGUCCAUCUUACUCUACAAUCGAUCCACAAGCGAAGAAACAAAUUAUCGAUAACACCAAUCAAUCAAAGAACGGAUAAAUCCAUGGCACAAUCGACGAAAAUCCAAGACGAUCCACAGCGAAACCAGCGUAUCCUUCUAACGCAAAUGUAGACUUAAAUGUUCAUAUGAAUUUAUUCCAAGGAGAUUCGGACCAAAGAUUCGUUACAAGGAUCUGGUUAGACUACGAAAAACAAAACGAGUGUGAAUAAAAGGAAGAAAGAUGAAAAUACUUAGCGACAACAUACUUACAGGAUUUGAAGGCUCGAAGGAAACGUGAAAAGACUUUAGGCCGUGUGAACGAACAGAACUCGACUAGAACUUUACCUCAAGAUUUUCGAGCGAGCACAUGCCCCAGACCAUAAUAUUACAACGACAUAUAAAUGACGUAGUUCUUCUACCAGUCCCGCGCGGGCAAAAGACGGGAAAAACUUAACAGAUACAAGAAGAACGUUUUGAAACCUACAUUGGACAUUCCACUAUAACUUAUACUGUCAACUUCAUCAGUACCAUUCUUGUUACUGCUGCGAUGAAUUUCAUUUUAUCAUAAUGCCAUCCAAUCUUACACCUCACAGUAUCAGCCGAAUUCUAAGCCAGAAGUUGCCAAAGUUAAACUACCUUUUAAAUUUUCUACAGAUGAUAUUGACUGCUCAAGCCAGGCGGAAAAUCCACCAAGUAAGUAGAUAACUCUUUUUACUGAUAAAUCAUCCGUUCUAUUUUGAAUUGCUUAAUAAUCGCUAUCGAUCACUCAUAUAUUUGAUUCCCAACUUGUAAAGUGUUACUAUCAUGUAUCAUUUUUACCAGCAAGUUGUCACGAUCUUUUUGCCGCGCCUCUUUCUACAUUCUAAAUCCGAAGAUGAUUAAAUAAAGGUAGAAAACUGAAUUUGACAAUGCUAUCGACACUGAAAAACGACUUCAGUAGCGCCUACGACAUAAAAUGAUGGAGCCCCAAAAUCAGUAUUGUCAAAUUCGAAACAUUACACAUUAAGUGUGUGACAGGUACACCAGAACUACCAGAUGAGUUAUUUUGGACGUUUAUUAAUCGAAGUAAGUUGAGGCUUUUUCUUAAUUUUCAGAUUACUGUAGCGAAAACACUAAGCUAAAGGAAGUAUCUGGAGUCCUGUCCAGUCCUAAUUUUCCCAACAACUAUGACGCGGGCGAGUACUGUUUGUGGGAAAUAUCUGCCCCACAGGGGUACCGUAUACAGGCUGAAGUCCGUUGGUUUGGCGUCGAGGAUCAUCGAUACUCUCGUCCAGGGCGCUGUGGAGAUGAUUAUCUGGUAAUAACUGAGUACCUUGGUAACACUUCUGACGACAAUAUUGUGGCACGGCUGUGCGGAUGCAAGCAGACCUAUACCUACAUUUCUCCAAAGGAAAAGAUGUGGUUUUCUUUUACCUCGUAUAAAAAAGCCAACUGGCCUGGCUUCUAUGUGAGCUACCAAGUUCUCGGUGAGUAUACACUAGCGGUAAGUUAUUACGUACAGUGCGACUACUAGAACGUGGGCAUUUAAAAGAAGAUUAUCCAAUCACAACGUUUUUGGAAGGGAAAAGAUUCUCAAGUUUUGUUUUUUGGAAUCAGCGCAACCCAUACAGUAGUUAGUUAGUCAGCUCACGUUGACCAAAUUUAGAAGACGUUUGCCAAUAUUAUAGAACAAUUGGCGUCAAUUGUACAGAUAUCGAUAGAAAAAGGGACUGAGGACAGAAGAGGGCGCGGUAGGUCAGCUGUUUUUGCAGGCAGAGGUAGAAAAAACGAUGUAAGAUUUCUCAGGUCAUGUGAGGAUGAAAAAGCUGAUCUACUGCCAAAAAUAGUGUAAGAGAAAGACGAAAGUGCUGAAAUUCGUUGUUUUGUUUUUGUAGAAGUAUAGUUAGUAGUUAGUAGUUAAAUUUGUGUGAAUUUUUUGAGAAAGUAAUCUAAAAUUGUGGAAAAGCCCUUCAGAAGCAUAGGAAAAAUGUAAGAAAUUAAGAAAGGAAAGUUUUCACUGAAUUUCACUGAAUAUCGUUGCAGCUCCUGAGGAAUGUCCGGCAGAUAAGACCAAUUGCUCAUUGAAGACUAUGGCUCCAGUAGGUUUUAACGCACAAGGGCAAGUCUGCAGUUUUCCAGGUACUGAUUUAUCCGCUUUGUAUUAAUAACGAUAAACCUUAUCUUUAUUUUUUAUGAUUAAUUAUAUAUUGACACUAGAGCUCUAGCCCAAGUCUUGUGUUUAAUUUAGUUUGGUGCAAUAAAAACUUCAAAAUAAUGGGGAUGGUACCAUAAAUGUUACCUCGAUCAAAUUAAUGUCUUGCAAAGUGUAUUCAUUCCAAAUUGUUUCUUUGAAAAUGGUUAUAUCUCACAUUCACAUAUUCUCAAAAAGAGAAUUCCAAAGUGUUGGUUCGAAAUUCGAUUCCUUGUGAUUGUUAGAUAAGCACAUGUCCCAAAAAUCAAAGUUAAAGGCAUAUGCGUCCAAGAAAAAGACCAAUGGUAAAAUAAAUCAGAGUAGAAAAACUAGUAACAAGAGAAUCAAAUUAUCUGGUCGCAUGAUCGACUACGCCCUCUAUCGUUUGAAUAUUGUGAACAACGAUUCCGACCACUUGCUACAUGGGUAACUUCAUUUUCCCUGCACGAAAACAUUGACCAUACAAUUGGUGUCUACAAAAUCAGCUAGAAAUGGGUCGAACUGUCAUAAUGUUAAAUGCAAACAGGAUGAUGUAAAAUGGUGUUAGUUUACUGGUGCCAGUUCACCUCUAAUAAAGAUUUUGGAUUGGGAAAAGGCAACUUCUUUAAAGAAAACUAUUAGUAGCCAUUUUUGAAAUUCACAGAGGAAAAGACUUUCGCUCUCUUGAACUGGUGGGAGUCUAAAAUUGUUUGGAUAAAAUAGGGCGUGGCCGGACAUAUGAUGCCGGUUUAAACACUUUCCUGAAUAAAAAUUGAGGCCAUAAAUCUUGGUUUUAAUUAACCUUAAACUGUUAUUUGACUUUAAAAUACAGCUUGAAAACAUCAACAACCUUAUUAACAGCCAAGAAAUGCAUAACACAAACACUUGCUACAUUUAGAAAAACCUAUUAGAGGCAGGCAUUGUUGGGACGCUACAUACAUGAACUGAUACAUCGUAGGACACUUUACAAGGAAAUAAAAGAGAUUUACAACAUGGGAAGAAAAGGCUGAUAACUAGGCCCUCCCCCGAAUCUACUUGUGUUUUGAGAAAAGUUUUGGAACUUCUUUAGGCCUGUGUAAUUCUGGAAGUCGUGCUCAGGAAAAUUCCUAGCAAGUGCCGAACAUUUCCAGAAAUUAACCGGACUUUCUGAAAGUUUAGAAAUGGUCCUUGGAAUUUUACUAAACUCGAAAAGCCCAGGGUAAUUUCCACCCCGUUUUCUGUUCAAGGAAAAAAAACACCUCAUGAUCAUUCCCUAUCAUUUUAAUUUGAAUUAUUUUUUCAAAAUUUUAAAAGAAAAAUGGCAACUUUCAGUUGUUUGAGCAACCACUUGCCUUUCAUUUUCAGAAUCAGGGAUAGACGUUUUGUUUCGAAAUACAAAACCCUUCUCUGUUGCUCUGUUGAAAAGUAGCGUUUCUUCAUAGUAUUUUAACUUGGUCCAAUUUUUUUGUAUUUCACAUGAUCGUUAUUCCAAAGAAUAUUAAGUACGGGAAUUGUCUUGAAUUUUACCUUUUAGCCCCUCCAUCUACAACCAGUGGACAGGUGAUGACAUCUUCAGCAGUACCUUCCUUGCACCCAAGUUCGGAGACAUCUUUGCCGAAGAAAAGCACUCUUGCCGUACAGGAAAUCGCCUCAGCAAUAUCUUAUUCAGAAAGUUCUCUGACUGGAAGUUAUAUGCGGCAGUCUUCAGCCAAGGCUAGCAGUCAAGCUGAAAAAGCAAGUAAACUGGUGGAUAAAAACACGGAAGCGCUGUCGUUAGUAUCAGGCUCUACUGAAUCUGCAAACGAAGCAAAAAUUUCUGCGCUUAAAACAAGAACGUUAAUAACAUCGCCCCCAACACAUCGUGGCUUGAUCUCUGACGCAAAAUCUUCCAAAAAUGUUGAAAGCACGAGGAGGCUUUUUAUGACUUCUCGGACUUCUCCAACCGGAAGGUCAUCUUCCAGAGAGGUUGCAGUUCCACAAAAACCAACUGUAGUGAUCAGUCCCUCACCUGUAGCCACUUCAACCUUAACAAUGAGAGAUCGAGAUCAAGAGAGUACCAUAACAUCUAGCAUGUUAGGUAUGAGUGAAGAUACCUUCGGAACAACGAAAGCUAAUUUCCGAUCCAAUCACACGAAGAUUCUUGAUCACGCCACAAACUCUGUUAAAUUGACGCAAACGGUAACUGGCAUUUCGGGAGCAUCUGUUGUUGAGGUGAAAGAAAGUGACACUGACGCCCGUGCAGUUGGUCUAUUAAAGAUUUCAAGAAGCUCGUUAUUCUCUGCCGAAUCAAUUGAAAUGAAAGUAUCAACAAUGGCCAGCUACACGACUGAAAAUAUUAAACUGAGUGUUUCUGGUGAAACGAAGGCCUCUAGGACGACGGACCGUAAGUAUACCGUGACGCCUGGAGAAACCAUGGUCGAAUGGCUGCCAUCUACAACUGUCCAUCAGAGUAGUAUCUUAGCUGUUCGAGGUACAGAACCUGUUCUAAAGACGACGUCACUGGCUGGACCUCUAAGCGUGGUUUCUCAUCACAGUGACUACGUGACCUCUACGAGUCAAAGUAUUAUCAUUCAACCAAGCGAAACAAGUGAGGAGUCAGAGGACACUCCGCACGCAACGUCGGUUAUUGUAACACAAAAACCACAAUCUAACACAACAGAUGUCCUUUUCAUCGAAGGUGCACCUGAAGGUAAGGAAAACCCUGAUGUUUUGCUGAUUACAGGCACAAAUGUUUUUUCGCCCAAUGUAAUAGAAUCCGGAUUCUGGAAUCCGGGACAUUUUUGCUCGUGAAUUCCGGAAUCCUGCAAUUUUUCUUGUGGAAUUCGGAAUCCUGGGCUUCGGAAUCCGGGACACAGCUCAAGGAAUCCGGUGCGGAUUCCAUUAACUAUUGAAAUCCGGAAUCCAUGCUCCACUGACAAAGAAUACUGGAUGCCGGAAUCCACGUCGUGCAAUCCAGAGUCCAAGUCAGAAUGUCUUGGAAUCCCUUACAUGGGGUGAUUUUUUUUUUCAGAAUCAAUUCAUCCAACAGCUGAAAACGCUUACAAGCCGUGAAUUGCUGCCAUUUAAAACUAAGAUUAUAAUCUGUUAUUUACCAGCUGGACAUAAUUUUGCUGGAUAAAAUUUAGACCCAACUGAGUCGCGUCAUCUCUGUACGUAUCACUUGCUACGAGUAAGGGCUUCCCAUUAUAUUAGCCCAAAUAAAGUCAUAAAGUCUCGACGUUGGGGUGGUGGUAGGGUUGUCCUGCAAUUACUGCGCACAGAGUUGCACUUACAUUUUGAAAGGAGCAAUAAGAAUAAGCGUAAGAGAGACGAAACAAUCAAUCUUGGCAAUUUUAGUCUUAGAUGCUACGAUAUGUUUGGUCCUUACCAUUUACACAAACCACCCGGUUGGAAAUCUUGUGCAUAAUCAUAAAAUUGUUAUACUGACGUGGUAGGAGAACGACCCGCUACAAAGUGUAUUCAAAUUAGCUGAACAUACUGAGAAGAGCAGAAAAAUUGCAACUCUUCAAGUUACAGCCCACAUUUUCUGAAGUUUCCCAAACGGAAUAGUCUACUCCACAGCCGUUCUUUGUGUCGUAACGCACCGCAUUCAAUCCCUGUAGUAAAGUAGUUACUCUGACUCAUAACUUGACUUAAUAUCUGGACACAAGAAGAGAAUCAACUGAUCACUGAUAGAUUGGAUGUAAUCACCGCUUGGUAAGGCUUGACUCAACCACGAAUUCAGUGGGUUUCGAUUUCAAGGAGAAACAUUCUUCUCAUGUUUGUGAAACCAGGCCAGCAGGUUCCCUUCCAAGUUUGCAUUCAUUUGAUGAGCUUAACUAUUUUAAGACGCAGUCACGUGACUCACCCUUGCCUUGUAACUGUCAAAAUGUUUCACUGAAAAUGGAUAAUACUUAACCAAACUGUAUACGCCUUAUUUCUUCGUUUUUCUAUGGCUCCUGGUAGGGGUUUUUGUCUGCCGCCUUUUAGUCAUGUCCAUGUGUUAUCUAAAACCGUCAGUUGAGUAAUACAGGUCACCUGACUUAACAAAUGUACUGAUAACUGAUAACGCAUAGAACGAAUUCCGCGUUAAAAGGCGGAGCCCUGUUGAGAACGGUCUUAAGGCUACUUUAACAUCGCAAAGUUUCCAAUUUUGAAUUUGCAAUGUACCCCAUUUGAAGGAACACGUUUUGUAACGUCAUCAGGGGCAGGAAAUCACGUGAUUUUAUAUGACACUUUUAUUCCAUCAAACACGUCAAAUGUUAUUUAUCCUCAGUUUCACGACUGAAACGAACUUAUUCUUACGAGUUGCAAGCGUGAUGUCUUAAAAAUCUACUAGGUUCCCCUAUAUUAAAAACUCGUGCCUUGACAAGAAUGCUCGGGAUAAAGACUGAGGAAGUAAACCAGGACAUCCGUUACUAAAAACUCUUUUUGUACCAACAGGAAUAUCGGUCAAAUGCACUCACUAUGCAAUUGAAAUAAUAAUAUCAAGAAUCCAACAGCCCAAAUUGGACAUCUCCACAGUCCAUCUCCAAGACCCUUUGUGUAAGGUCACCUCCUCUAAUGAUACGCAUGCUCUCUUAACGUCACCGCUUGAAAGUUGUGAUACUGAGCAAAGGAUGUCGAAGUUCUACUUUAUAUACUCGAACAGCUUAACGGGAGAUACACGGUUUGGUGACACCCCUAAAAUUACCAGGGAUGGCCGACUCAAGUUCGAGUUCCAGUGUCUAUAUAGACGGAUUCAUGUCCUCUCAAUUGUUUCAUAUUCACCGAGGCGAAAAGAUGCGCAAACGGAUGGUAAGUUGUAAUAUGAUUAAAGUUUUUAAAGUUGAAUUUCACUUAGAAUUAAGUGGGUUGAAAAAAUUCGGCUCAAAUUGGCCGAUAACUAUUAAAGAUAAACUUUUAAUAAUAACCAGACACCUAAGGGCAUGAAAAUCUAAACUCUUUUACUUGCAGCCCUUAGCUCCCUGGUAUUUUUAUUGACAUUCUGAUUAUUUCAACAGAAUAUGCUUUUAUAUUUCAGGCGAUGGCGUAGGUAAUUUUUCCUUUGGAAUGGACUUGUAUGAAGAUUCUAAGUACGAUGUAGUGGUGAGCCAAUACCCUUUCAAUGUACAUCCGGGCCAAACAAUAUUUUUCAAGGUUGAUGUUAAAUCAAACGACCGAGAGCUGGUGGCCUUUCUCGAUGAAUGCUGGGCGACACCUUCAACUAAUCCACGUGAUCAGACGAGAUAUACAAUAAUUGAAAAAGGGUUAGUAUGAGAAAAACAACAGAUCCGCUUCUGAGUAAAGGUAGCAAUUUAACCCUUUAUGCCUCAGUAUCAACAUACAAAUUCUCCAAACUGAUCUCUAUAUAUUUCCUUAAAGAAUUAGUUGAGAGAAUUUGAUAAUAGAUCGAGGAAUUUUCUCUUGGGUGAUCAUUUUAUUUAUUAUCACAACGUAUCUCUUAACAGUGUAUGGAUAUUGCUAGGAGAAAAUUGAUUUUGGAUACUAUUAGGACUUAAAAGGUUAAUGAUGUGAAUGGUGCGCUCACCAAUUGAGGAAAUACAAAACCCCACCGGACGAAACAAUGGAUUAGCUGAAAUUUGCUCCUUGCAAAUAUGUCGCAGAUUUGUAAAAUAAGGAGUAAAUAUGGUGCGAAGAUGGCAAAUACCCCAUUUGCGUACCAAAAAAUUAAAGCAGGGUGUGUAUCACUUACUAGUAACUAAGCAAAUGCGGUAUUUACUAUCUUUGCCCCAGAUUUACUCCUCCGUUUUUACAAAUUUGCGACAUAUUUGUGAGUAGCAAACUUGUGCGAAUCUUUUUUUCGUCCAGUGACCUGAAAAGCCAUCUGACGUCAAUAACUGCUGUAAUCUGCGCGGCAGACGUAAUCAAACGCCUUUAUUUAAUGUCAGCCGAAGCAGUGCUGAGAUCCUUGGAAUUCCUGUCAUCCUGAUUGGCCAAUCGAAUAAUGCCUCUUUUUACUGGCAACCGUGGCACAUAUUCAAAUCUUGGUACACAGCUGGGGGCUGGAAGAUGCAGAUUUUUACAGACUAGUUUACUAUUAGAUCGAUUCUCCCGCAAAUUUUGAAAAUCGAAUAAGUCUUAAAAAUCACAGUAAUCAAAAAUCGGAGACUAGAAAGCAAUAUUUCUGAUGUUUUGAUAGCCUUAAAAUCAUCAUACUAUUGAUGCUCCCGAACACGUAACGGCGCUUCCAUUCUGUGAGGAAAAGUGCUCCCAACGAUGCUUAAAAUAGCUUGAUCCGUGAAAAUGCCAUUGCAUAGGCUAAGUCAGGGAGUUGCACGCUUGGGUUAUGAGCUCCUCUUACUACACAAUCUUGGUGGCAGAAGGGUUAUUAACAUAUGUUUUUAAUUAAUCUAUUUUUAGUUGCCCACGUGAUUCUACCAUUAAGUACAACUACGAAAAGUCAGCGAUACAAAAGUUUAGCAUGAAGGCUUUCAAAUUCAGUAGCUUUCCAACAUCUCGAGUUUAUGUUCACUGCAAUGUUGAGACAUGCAGGAGGACGGACACAGAUUCAGUGUGUGAAACGGGCUGUGUGGAAAACGGGAGACGCAGAAGAGAAAACAAACCAUAUAUUAUGGACAAAGAAUUAUUUUUAUCGCUAGGACCCGUUAAAUUACAACAGAAAAAACCUGGUAAGUAGGUUAAGCUACAUGUUUAACAACAUUCUUCAUUUCCCCGUCUCUCAUUAUGCACCUGACCCCUCCCCCCCCCCCCUUGCCCCAGACUUUUACAUAGGUUGAUACCAUGCAACAGUUGAAAACUUAAAAACCGUUUGAACUUAUCUGACCUCUCAGGAAACACCUUGUUGAUUUGAUGAAUGUCAUUGGUUCGUUUGCCAAAAAAAUUGAGAAUCUUUUGUUCUCAGAAAACUUUAUGAUUGGACAAUCUUCGUUCAAGUGUCCCGGUUUGAGUGUCCACUCUGUAAUAUCUGCUCGUCUUUAAAGACGUUUAACCUUUCUCUGACGUCAGCCUUGUGUUUCGUUAGCUCAUGUGCGACGACCAAUCACAGCGCUCUAAACAUCCAAGUAACUAAGAUAUCUAAUGAUAGAUGGUAAUGAUGUCUAUCUUCCAAAUCGUAGUGGGCUGUCUUUUCAUGACAUUUUUUCUUUACAUAGUUAUGGGCGUGGGAGGGUUGUGAGGGAGGGGGGCGAUGGGUGGGUGUUCGGUAUAGGGUCUAAGUAUUGACUCAAGUAACUCCUGACUAUAACUAGAAGCAAGGAGGGUUUAUGCCUUCUAAAUGUAGUUGAUAUUUUUCCUUAUGUCUUCCGAGUAAUGAUUGAAUUUUGGUAUCUUUUCAUUCAGCUGAGUCCCAGAUGUCUUUUGUUCAUUUCAAAGCCCUCAUUGGAUUGCUGGGAGUUACUACUCUUAUUCUACUUACUGCAAUAGUCGUUAUAUUGAUCAAAGGAAGAAAGCGAGGUUACAAUACCUGCAUUUGGUUCACUUCAAGAGCACAAAAGUCUCAAGACGGGAACGAAACCAAUUCCAAGCUAAUGACAACGGAACUUUGA
This is a messenger RNA of Porites evermanni, 30700 nucleotides long. The record is from the annotation of a GenBank genome assembly. NCBI's taxonomy places the organism in Eukaryota, Metazoa, Cnidaria, Anthozoa, Scleractinia, Poritidae.